AUGAACACAUCGGAGGUAAUUAGAGCUGAGGAGAUAGAUUACGAGUCGUUACCGGCCAAUGCCUCUCUAGCGAGCCAGUUGAUGGCAGGAGCUUUCGCUGGUAUCAUGGAACACUCUGUGAUGUUCCCCAUAGAUGCUUUGAAGACGCGAAUACAGUCUGCGAGCAGUGGUGCCGCUACAUCAGGACUCCUGUCGCAAAUAAGCAAGAUUUCCACCGCGGAGGGUUCAUUGGCGCUAUGGAAGGGAGUGCAAUCCGUUAUCCUAGGGGCGGGACCUGCUCACGCUAUCUACUUUGCGACUUAUGAGUUUUCCAAAUCCCGUUUAAUAGAUCCUGAAGAUUACCAAACACACCAACCGUUCAAAACUGCUGUUAGCGGCACUUUUGCCACGAUAGCGGCAGAUGCAUUAAUGAACCCCUUCGAUACGAUCAAGCAAAGGAUGCAAUUGGACACAUCAUCCACCAUGAUGAACGUCGCAAGGCAAAUAUACCAGAGAGAGGGCUUUAGUGCGUUCUAUUACUCGUAUCCGACCACUAUAGCAAUGAACAUUCCAUUUGCAGCUUUCAAUUUCGUCAUAUAUGAAUCAUCUGCCAAAUUUUUCAACCCAACAAACGAUUAUAACCCUUUGAUACACUGUCUCUGUGGUGGUAUAAGUGGUGCAACGUGUGCCGCUAUAACCACCCCGUUGGACUGCAUAAAGACAGUUCUACAGGUGAGAGGCAGUGAAACCGUUUCGUUAGAGGUGUUCAAGGCAGCUGAUUCUUUUACCAAGGCCACGAAAGCUAUUUUCAAGAUUCGCGGUUGGAGAGGGUUCUGGCGUGGUCUAAAACCUAGAAUCAUCGCUAAUAUGCCGGCAACGGCAAUCUCAUGGACAGCAUACGAAUGUGCUAAACAUUUUUUCAACCCGAGUAAUUGA
This is a messenger RNA of Torulaspora globosa, 915 nucleotides long. RefSeq lists its product as uncharacterized. Gene Ontology annotation, molecular function: ferrous iron transmembrane transporter activity. The record is from RefSeq and is a predicted model, not a curated record. Lineage: Eukaryota; Fungi; Ascomycota; Saccharomycetes; Saccharomycetales; Saccharomycetaceae. Gene Ontology annotation, cellular component: mitochondrial membrane. Gene Ontology annotation, biological process: iron import into the mitochondrion. The coding region runs from base 1 to 915 and encodes 304 amino acids. The transcript has a single exon.